Messenger RNA from Striga hermonthica, 918 nucleotides. The record is from the annotation of a GenBank genome assembly. Lineage: Eukaryota; Viridiplantae; Streptophyta; Magnoliopsida; Lamiales; Orobanchaceae.
AUGGAAACUCUUCGAAUUUCGUUAUCGACCAACCCAGAGACGAUGACGAAGCUGAACAUUGUCGGCCGGUGGCUUUUCAUGGGAAGACGAAGCUUGAAGCCAUUUUCAGCUGGCCGCGUGUUUUCCUCAGCCGCCAAACAAUGGAACGGCGGCGUUUCGAUGGUUCAAGGCGCCUCCAGAGGCAUCGGCCUUGAAUUUGUUACACAAUUGUUGGAGAGAAGGGACAAAGGGUAUGUCGUGGCAACGUGCCGUAAUCCUAAUGCGGCAACUGGGCUUCUCGAGUUGAAGAAGAAGUUUCCGGAACGUUUAGAUAUUCAUCAGCUGGAUCUCACGGCCGAUAGCACAAUAGAGGCAACAGCAAAGGCAGUCCAAGAUAAGUAUGGGUACCUAAACCUUCUCAUAAAUGCAUCGGGCAUUUUAUCGAUACCCAAUGUUCUGCAGCCAGAAACCACAUUGAACAAAGUUCAGAGGGCUUCCUUACUUGUGACCUAUGAGGUCAAUGCCGUUGGACCCACUUUAGUUGUGAAGCAUAUGUGGCCCCUGCUGAAGACUGGAGGCUGUAUUGGGACCGAGCGAGAAUCUGCGAUUGUUGCUAGCAUUAGUGCUAGAGUAGGGUCGAUUGGAGAUAAUCAUCUCGGAGGUUGGCACUCGUAUAGGUCAUCUAAAUCUGGACUUAACCAGUUGAUGAAGACAGUAUCUGUGGAAUUUGCGCGCAAGAAAGACCCUAUCGUGUGCAUUCUUUUGCAUCCGGGCACAGUGGACACGGAUUUAUCGAGACCAUUCCAGAGGAAUGUUCCGGAAGGCAAACUCUUCACGAAAGAAUUUUCAGUCGAGAAGCUACUGAGCAUCAUUGAUAAUGCAAAGAAAUCCGACAAUGGCAAGUUUUUUGCGUGGGAUGGUGAAGAGAUUCCAUGGUGA